Acanthoscelides obtectus is the source of this 426-nucleotide messenger RNA. NCBI's taxonomy places the organism in Eukaryota, Metazoa, Arthropoda, Insecta, Coleoptera, Chrysomelidae. The record is from the annotation of a GenBank genome assembly.
AUGGGUGACGCAAUUUCUAAGAAAACACGUAAAGCUCUUACUUUAAAUAGUAAAUACGAUAUCGUCAAAAGAUUGCAAGGAUGUGUGAAGCGAAGUGAAGUUUGUUUUGAAGUGGGAUUAAAUAAAACAAUGACAAUAUUAGAGCCAAUCUUCCUUAUAGUGAAAACGAUUUCAAUGAGUGACGAAGAAAAGGAAAAUAAAGAUGAAGAAUCUGUCGGUAUGGAACUGAUACCAACUCCAACCACAUCAGAAGCACUUCGACAUAUUGACAGCGUUCGUCAUUUCCUACAGUCACAAAAUACUCCGCAGCGUGUGCUAGAUCGACUAUCUGAAGUGGAAUUACAUAUUAAUUGUAUUCAUUUCACAAAAAUAAACCAAAUUAAAAUAAAUGAUUUUUUUAAGAAAGAUUUUCAAAAACUUUUAUGA